This is a messenger RNA of Coregonus sp. 'balchen', 5713 nucleotides long. NCBI's taxonomy places the organism in Eukaryota, Metazoa, Chordata, Actinopteri, Salmoniformes, Salmonidae. The record is from the annotation of a GenBank genome assembly.
AUGUUUGGUCCUCCACCUGAAGGGGGUGCUCUCCAACUAGAUAGCUUCAAUUUACUAGCUAGCAGUUCAGCGGUGUGCGGGUGGAAGUCAGAAGCAGGUAGGAAAGACAAACUACAAGGACAUUUCAGAUUAAAUAGCUAAAUACUCAGUAAACAAUUUAACGGUUCAAACGCAGUCUGCGAUAUAACUAUGCUUAGUUACGUUAGACAAAUAAUAGACUGCUUCACAAAGCACGGAACUGCUGAACAAGUUAGCUAACAAAGCUAGCUAGCAUGAGGAUGCUCUCUUUGCUUCUUCGCAUGGAACAAGAUGCUUUGAAAACGUGAAGUUAUGGUAAAGACAUGUACCGCCUUUGGUAACCGUGUCACCUCACGUGCUCCAUUUGAAUGCAAACGUAACAUUGUAUCGAUUGUCGUUCAGUCUGCUUCAUACGAUAGCUAUAUAAGUGGUCAUCUUUACCUUGGGUGGUGUUGACCCAAAUGUCAUAACAGCUGAUUGAAGCUAGGCUGAUCAUUUCCAGCCAGUGUAGACAGUAUUUAUCAAUGUUCCAGCAAGUGUUAAAGUUCCAUAACAAUAAAUACCAACCCUCGAAAUGUAUAGUAAUGUACAGUAGGUAUUCUAUUUUAGAAUAUUGCACACACUACUUCAUACAGUACAUAAUAUGCAUAUAUCAACAAUGUCUAUGCCAUGUCAGAUGGGGUAUUAAAACAGCUGUUGCACUGUGUAUGUAUUUUGACCAUUUGCUCUCUAUUCCUCUGCCCAACGGGCAUUUAUUUAGUAGAAGGAUUAGCUGUAACAUAAGUGUAACAUCCUAGCUCCUGGCCAUGUGUUCUCAGAUCCAGCAUCCAGCUCCCAUUGCUGGUGAAGCGUUCAUGAUGCAUCCUCCUGAACGGCCUGGGGCGUCCCCAGCCCCGUGUCAGCAGGCAGCCUCGGCCCCCCAGGGCACCCUCUGCACCGGACCACUGCGGGGUCUCCUCCAGCUAGCCAUGCCCUCCCUGGGCCUCCUCCUCCCCAGGGUCCAUGCAGCUGUCAGUGUGGCGCCUGCCCCGGUACAGAUCCCCUCCCCCCUACCCAGCCUCGUGGGCAAGCCAGAGUUCCCAGACACUGGAUGGGACCGCAUUAAGGAUCUCUUCGACAGGGAGUAAGUUAUGACCGUGAUGCCUCUCUCCUAUUGUCUGUGGCUUAGCCGAGUAAACCCAUCACCACCGGGGAGCGCUCCACAUUGCUUACCUGUUCACCGGAUGAGUUUUCUAGCCUGCACUUAGUUUAGAAGGUUCCAGACUUCUAGUGUCGCAUAACCAUCCUUGCCUUACUGGGCUUCAUACAUUGGCUGUCUAAAAAUGCUCUGUUUGAUUUUAAAGCUUGUUUAUACACCCCUUCCCUGUGCUCCCAGUGAAAUGCAGAAGUAUCCAGAGGAGGUCUCUAGCGUGGUGAAGAGUACCUUAGCUGCCGCCUUGGCGGGCAUGAUCUACGGAGGGCUGCCCGCCGCCCGGCACGCCAGGGAGAGGUUCAUCAAGCUCCACCAGGCUGAGAUAUACCAUAGCCGAGUGGAAGCGGUGGUGAGUGUCUGCGGUUGUGAAUUAACAGCAGGCCACUACAUACAUACAUGCAAUAUGAUGUCAAUGCUUUUGUAAAAGUUUUCCCAAGUGCAGCGAAAGCACAUUGUGUCUGUCCGUCUAAUUCGGUUUAUUUAUGUUUGUGUUGAUGGAGGCUCUGUGUUGUUGUUGUUCUCCUCCAGCGUUCUGCCCAUAACGCAGCCAUCCGGGGCUUUGUGAGGUACGGCUGGAGGUGGAGCUGGAGAGUAGCAGCCUUCGUCACAUUAUUCAAGUAAGCAAUGACUACAUGACUAUUCAGUAUGGGACUCUUUCCUAUGUGGCCACUAUGUUAGUUUGUUCUCCUGUGCUGAUUCUCUCGCUCUCUCUGUGUGGUGUGUGUUGUGUCAGCACUGUGAGCACAGGCCUGUCUGUGUACAGAGACAAGUAUACCCACAGCCACUACGCAGCAGCAGGAGGUGAGUUACUUCAACACCCAAAUGGAGAGGAUGCCUCAAUGUAUUAUACACACUCACACUUAUUCAACUACUUUAUUGGAAUAAUUCAGAAGACAUGAGUCUUGUGAUUUAGGAAAAUGUCAUUAUGAUAAUGUUUUAGUAUAAAUGGGUCCUACUGAAAUAAUUUAUUUGAUAAGAAAACGCUGAUUAUGAUUAUACUUUUCCUACAGUGCCUUCAGAAAGUAUUACAUUUUACACACAAUACCCCAUAAUGAUUUUUUUUUUUUUUUUAAUGUUAGCAAAGUUGUUGAAAAUGAAAAACAGAUAUCUCAUUUACAUAAGUAUUCACACCCCUUUGCUAUGACACUCCAAAUUGAGCUCAGGUGCAUCCAAUUUCCUUUGAUCGUCCUUGAGAUGUCGCUACAUCUUGAUUGGAGUCCACCUGUGGCCAAUUCAAUUGUUUGGAUAUGAUUUAGAAAGAAACACACCUGUCUAUAUAAAGUCAUACAGUUGACAGUGCAUGUCAGAGCAGGAACUAUACCAUGAAGUCCAAAGAACUGGCCGUAGAUCUCCAAGAUAGAAUUGUUAUGAGGCAUAUAUCUGGGGAAGGGUAUAAAACUAUUUCUAGAGUGUUGAACGUUUCCAAGAGCACAGUGGUAUCCAUCAUUGGGAAAUUGAAAAAAUAUGGAACUACCGUCCGAGCAACCGGGCAAGAAGAACCUUGGUCAGGGAGGUGACCAAAAACCCAAUGACAGAACUACAGAGUUCCUUGGCUGAGUUGGGUGAACCUGCCAGAAGGACAACAGUCUUUACAGCACUUCACCCAUCUGGGCUUUGUGGGACAGUGGCCAGACAGAAGCCACUCCUGAGAAAAAGCACGACAGCACUCCUGGAGUUUGCAAAAAGGCGCGUGAACGACUCUGAGCAUAAAGCAAAAGAUUAUGUGGUCUGAACUCUUUGGCCUGAAUGCAAAACGCUAUGUCUGGAGAAAACCAGGCACAGCUCAUCACCCAUCUAACACCAUCCCUACCGUGAAGCAUGGUGGUGGCAGCAUCAUGCUAUGGGGAUGCUUUUCAGCGGCAGGGACUGGUAAGGAUAGAGGGAACAAUGAAUGGAGACAAAUACAGGCAAAUUCUUAAUGACAACCUGCUUCAGUGCAAAUGACCUUAGACUGGGGCAAAGAUUUACGUUCCAACAGGACAAUGACCCCAAGCAUACAGCCAACGCAACCCUGGAAUGGCUUCAGAACAAGACUGUAAAAGUCCUUGAGUGGCCCAGACUUGAAUCCCAUUGAAAAUAUGUGGAAAUACACUGCCGCUCCCCAUCUAACUUAACAGAGCUUGAGAAAAUCCUCAAAUCCAGAUGUGCAAAGCUGAUACAGACAUAGCCAAGAUGACUCUAAGCUGUAAUCGCCACCAAAGGUGCUUCUACAAAGGAUUGACUCAGGGGUGUGAAUACUUAUGUAAAUGAGACAUUUCUGUAUUUCAUUUUCAAUAAAUUUGCUAAUUUCUAAAAACGUGUUUUCACUUUGUCAUUAUGGGGCAUUGUGUGUAGAUGGUUUAGAGUUUUUUUUUAAUGUUUGAAUUCAGGCUGUAACACAACAAAAUGUGGAAUAAGUCAAGGGGUAUGAAUACUUUCUGAAGGCACUGUAAGUGUGAUAUUGUAAAUAUGUGAGUAUGACAUUCCUGCCUGUGUGGGUUUGAGCAGCUGUGACAGGAGGCCUAUUCAGGCUGAACCUGGGUCUCGGGGGACUGGUGGCAGGCACGGCCAUAGGAGCAACCAUGGGGUGAGAUAUGAGGGUUUUCAGUGGAAAAAUAACGGGCUGGUUUUAACUGUGGAGAAUAGUGUUAACUGUGGAGAAACGGUUUGGGGGAGCCAGAUAGUCCGGGCUUGCCCUGCAGUUUGGUAAAAAAUGAACUAUGAAGCCUGAAGGAUGUGAGAAGCAAGUCUCUGGCUGCCAGCUGCACACCCUCCCUGUAACCCCUCUGCUUCCCAGCUGCACCCUUGCCUCCUCUCCCCCUCCCCAACCCUCCAGCCCCCCUCCCUCCCCCUAGCCAUGCGCUGGGUGCCAGAGGGACUCAUGUGCGCUGCAGAGGGCUGUGUUCUGGGCGGUAGAGCAGGGAGGGAGGCCAAGGCAGCAGCUGCCCCUCUAUUUUUACCACCCCAUUGUUACGCCAGCGUUUCAUCUCCAUCCAUCUCCCUCUUCCUCUGCUGCACUAGUCUCUUCCCUCCUCUCCUCUUGUCUCCUCCCUCCUUUUCCUCUCCUGCCUCUCUUCCACCCUGCCAUGUCUGUCACAUUCUUUGAUUUGUAUGUAUAUCUAAUGUGUCAGUGAAGGUUUUAGUGUAGUAAUGGACUGGGUGUAUGUGAUCCAACAUCCAAGCCAUGUUGCUGUGUCUCCAGAGCGAAGCAGAGCUCUGUCCAUGUCUGCCUCAGUGCCCAGCCACCUGGACCGUGUGUUUGAUGUGUGCAAACAGCCCCAGGAGCACCCACAGUCUCAGCCAGGUGCGGGGGGGGGGUGAAAGCAGGCAGCUAAUCAGAUAACACAUCAUGCUCCAAAUGUCUGCCCCUACCUCCUUCAUAGUUCUCUCCUGACACAUGGAUGAGGUGAUGGGGGCGGGGCGGCUUACUAAGUGAGUGACAGCCACCACAGCUCUUCAUGCUAAACUGAGUUUAGGGGGGUUGGAAUGAGAGCUGUAGUCGAUAAAGGGAACCUGGAUAGAUUAAACCCUGAUUGAUACUCAUGAGUGAAACAAUUAAAUGCUCAGAGAGGCAGCAACAUGGCGUCCAGCUCUGAAGUUGGCCAAACUCUCUGUAUUGUUUAACAGUCAGAGGAUUACUGAGAGUGACAGCCACAGUGACAGAAUUUCAUGUGACUCAGAACGUUUGAAUGAAGGUGAUGUCAGCUCGGCUCAUGUCAUCUCUUUUCAGGGUGCCGGCUGGAGCUCUGAUCAUCGCCAUGCAGGGAUUGGCGGGAGAAACGGUCCGGGAGAGGAGGAGGAGGGAGCGCAGAGAGCUGUAUGAACUAAAACUGGCAGAAUGGUACAUUCCAUGGGCAUCAAAACACAAACACACACACUUUAUUACUCCCAAGUAUUCACUCACUUUUUCCUAUGCCUUCAAGGAGUGCCCGUUUGCAGUUGACGGAUGACCUGAUUGGUGAUUUGAACAGCGGUGGGCGGACCCAGGAUGUAGACAAGGACGUACAGAAGAUCCAGGAGCUGCUCAGUUUACCACGGAACGAGGGCGUGGCCCAGGACUCUGACAGCCAAUGACAGCAGCUGAAAAUACUCUAACUGAUACCAAUCAUAGCUGUCCUCACAGACGGACAAUGGUGGGUGGGACUUUCCUCACCCCUGAGGACAUACUGGUUUCUUUUGAUGUUGACUACUCUAUUCUGUUUACUUCUGUUGAAUGGAAAAGAGGACCUAGUUAUUCGCUCAACAAAUAUGUAUUUAUGCUGAAUUAUGAUUUAUACUGUAAAUGUAAUUGCUUUGUCUGGAUCUUUUAAAUGAUUUCCAACGUAUAUAUUUAAUAUAAAACGGCAAUAAUGACACAGUAUCUUCAAGUCACUGCAUUACAGUCAUGACUGUGUGUGCAAAGGACAUGAGGCUGAGAGCCAGUGGGACUGAAGUUGUGGUCCCAUUAUUCAGAAGAACUCUGAGGAAAAGCGCUACAUUUUAGUCAUUUAGAAGAGGCUUUUAUCCAGAGCAACUUACAGGAGC